This is a messenger RNA of Neomonachus schauinslandi (Hawaiian monk seal), 1659 nucleotides long. It is a transcript of the gene ZBTB7A, whose product is annotated as zinc finger and BTB domain containing 7A. The record is from RefSeq and is a predicted model, not a curated record. NCBI's taxonomy places the organism in Eukaryota, Metazoa, Chordata, Mammalia, Carnivora, Phocidae. The annotation marks the transcript as partial. Gene Ontology annotation, molecular function: RNA polymerase II cis-regulatory region sequence-specific DNA binding; protein binding; DNA-binding transcription factor activity, RNA polymerase II-specific. Gene Ontology annotation, biological process: regulation of transcription by RNA polymerase II. The transcript has 3 exons.
GCGGAUCAGAAGGGGGUCUCGGCGCGGAAGAUGGCCGGCGGCGUGGAUGGCCCCAUCGGGAUCCCGUUCCCUGACCACAGCAGCGACAUCCUGAGCGGACUCAACGAGCAGCGGACGCAGGGCCUGCUGUGCGACGUGGUGAUCCUGGUGGAGGGCCGAGAGUUCCCCACUCACCGCUCCGUGCUGGCCGCCUGCAGCCAGUACUUCAAGAAGCUGUUCACGUCGGGCGCCGUGGUGGACCAGCAGAACGUGUACGAGAUCGACUUCGUCAGCGCCGAGGCGCUCACGGCCCUCAUGGACUUCGCCUACACGGCCACGCUCACCGUCAGCACGGCCAACGUGGGCGACAUCCUCAGCGCCGCCCGCCUGCUCGAGAUCCCCGCCGUGAGCCAUGUCUGCGCCGACCUCCUCGACCGGCAGAUCCUGGCGGCUGACGCGGGCGCCGACGCCGGGCAGCUGGACCUCGUAGAUCAGACCGACCAGCGGAACCUCCUCCGGGCCAAGGAGUACCUCGAGUUCUUCCAGAGCAACCCCAUGAACAGCCUGCCCCCUGCCGCCGCCGCCGCCGCCGCCGCCUUCCCCUGGUCUGCCUUCGGCGCGUCCGAUGACGACCUGGAUGCCACCAAGGAGGCCGUGGCCGCGGCCGUGGCCGCCGUGGCCACCGGCGACUGCAACGGCUUGGACUUCUACGGGCCGGGACCGCCGGCCGAUCGGCCCUCGGCUGGGGAUGGGGAUGAGGGCGACAGCAACCCAGGUCUGUGGCCAGAGCGGGACGAGGACGCCCCAGCCGGGGGCCUCUUCCCGCCCCCUGUGGCCCCACCGGCCACCGCCACGCAGAAUGGCCACUACGGCCGGGGCGGGGAGGAGGAGGCGGCCUCGCUGUCGGAGGCAGCCCCCGAGCCGGGCGACUCUCCGGGCUUCCUGUCGGGUGCGGCCGAGGACGGGGACGGGGACGGGCCCGACGUGGACGGGCUGGCGGCCAGCACGCUGCUGCAGCAGAUGAUGUCAUCAGUGGGCCGGGCGGGGGCGGCGGCGGCGGCGGGGGACAGCGACGACGAGUCGCGGGCGGACGACAAGGGCGUCGUGGACUACUACCUGAAGUACUUCAGCGGCGCCCACGAUGGGGAUGUUUACCCGGCCUGGUCGCAGAAGGUGGAAAAGAAGAUCCGGGCCAAGGCCUUCCAGAAGUGCCCCAUCUGCGAGAAGGUCAUCCAGGGCGCCGGCAAGCUGCCGCGGCACAUCCGGACCCACACCGGGGAGAAGCCCUAUGAGUGCAACAUCUGCAAGGUCCGCUUCACCAGGCAGGACAAGCUCAAGGUGCACAUGAGGAAGCACACGGGCGAGAAGCCAUAUCUUUGCCAGCAGUGCGGGGCGGCCUUCGCGCACAACUACGACCUGAAGAACCACAUGCGCGUGCACACGGGCCUGCGCCCCUAUCAGUGUGACAGCUGCUGCAAGACCUUCGUCCGCUCCGACCACCUGCACAGACACCUCAAGAAGGACGGCUGCAACGGCGUCCCCUCGCGCCGCGGCCGCAAGCCCCGCGUGCGGGGCGGGGGGCUCGGGGGGCCCGACCCCUCCCCGGGGGCCACCGCCCCGCCCGGCGCCCCGGCCCCGGCCGGCUCCCCCGACGCCCGGCGCAACGGCCAGGAGAAGCAC